UUUCAUCAUUAAUACAUACCAUUCUAAUCCGUUUCAACUUUCUUUCCUAAAAUGAUUGUACGUUCACUUGGGCAUAUCAUAUAUGAGAUCUGCAAGGUGAAACUUAACGUUUAGGACAGACACAAACAAAAAGACCCUAUUUCUGAGCGGUUGUGUGCACCAGAAAAUUGAACAACUUCAGCCUGAGCGAAAGCAAAAGUAAAUGGAAGUUGUGGGACAGUUGCAGAGACAAUAUGUUGACUUCAUAACUUCUCUGUUUCGUGAGGCAUAUUUAGAUGAUCAGUAUGUUCAGCUGCAGAAAUUACAAGAUGACAGCAACCCAGAAUUUGUGGGGGAAGUGGUUUCAAUUUUCUUUGAAGAUUCUGAAAAACUUUUGAAUGAUUUGGCUUCUUCUCUUCAACAGCAGGUUGUAGAUUUUAAGAAGGUUGAUGGCUAUGUCCACCAGUUCAAGGGUAGCAGCUCCAGUGUAGGUGCACAAAGAGUGAAGAAUGCAUGUGUUGCCUUAAGAAACUUUUGUGAGGAGAAGAAUCUUGACGGGUGCUCGAGAUAUCUUAACUUGGUUAAACAAGAAUUCUAUCUGGUGAAGAACAAGCUGGAAACUUUGUUAAGGAUGGAGCAGCAAAUCUUGCAAGCUGGAGGGACGGUUCCCUUGCUAGAACAAGUACCGUUGCUGUGGAAACAAUAGGGCCAAGGCCAACAACUUCGAGCGCUUUUUCUUGUUAUUUAGCUGCUUUGUCUGCUAGAUUCUGUUAUAUGUAGUAAAAAUUGCACAUAUGGAAUAUCAGAAGGAUCAGAAAAAUUGGCCGUGUUGCCUUUGGUUUUCUCUCCA
This is a messenger RNA of Olea europaea var. sylvestris, 829 nucleotides long. Its product is annotated as histidine-containing phosphotransfer protein 1-like. Lineage: Eukaryota; Viridiplantae; Streptophyta; Magnoliopsida; Lamiales; Oleaceae. The coding region runs from base 203 to 685 and encodes 160 amino acids. The record is from RefSeq and is a predicted model, not a curated record. Gene Ontology annotation, molecular function: histidine phosphotransfer kinase activity; protein histidine kinase binding. Gene Ontology annotation, biological process: phosphorelay signal transduction system; cytokinin-activated signaling pathway; phosphorylation. Gene Ontology annotation, cellular component: nucleus; cytoplasm. The transcript is spliced from 6 exons.